Fomitiporia mediterranea MF3/22 is the source of this 518-nucleotide messenger RNA. RefSeq lists its product as uncharacterized. The record is from RefSeq and is a predicted model, not a curated record. The annotation marks the transcript as partial. NCBI's taxonomy places the organism in Eukaryota, Fungi, Basidiomycota, Agaricomycetes, Hymenochaetales, Hymenochaetaceae. The transcript has 3 exons.
UUACAACUCAUAUCACUUCACUGAAACAUGUUCGGUUCUUCGCGCUCCCACCACCCCACCGGCACUCAACGUCGUCGUGGCUUUUUCAGCCCUAACCGAAACCGCACAGAAAGAAGCGGCACUCGGCGCAGGUUCUUCCAUCGCAGGGAUCCUGAUCGCGUUGCCGGCGGAUACAAAGCCGCCCUCCAUAAUCCCAACACUACGCAUGAUGGCCGUAGAAAUGCCAAACACGAACUUCGCACGAUGGGCCGCGGCAAUGAAGCUCAUGGACAUCCAAGCUUGAAGUCUCGUCUCAGGCACCUUUUCGGGAUCCGCUCGAAGAAUUCUCGUUCUCGCCUCGGUCAAUCGAGGCGUUACUGAGCUCAGUCUCCGCGAUGAUAUUUAGCUCGCCACAUACUCUCAAGCGUUUAUACUAUCACUAUACCAGUAGCUUAUAUUACCAUUUUACAUGAACGAUGACAGACGAAAACAUCCUGUAACCUUGUAUUUGUUUGAUAUCAAGGCAAUGUAUCAAUACC